AUGGAAAACUCCAAAAUGGCAUUUGACUGGAUUCAACUCAAAGAAGGCUUGCUGAAAAAAGUUAUUCAGAAAGGAAAUGAAGGGAAGCGACCACGAUUUUGGAGUGAAAUAAUGGGAAAAGUAAUUAAAUUUCCAUUGGGUUCAGAUCAAGAAGAUUCGGUGCUUUUACCAGAAGAAAAUACUACAGAAAAUUUGUCUCUGUUCCGCAUCGGUUUUGGCAAUGAUGAAUGGACAAGAAUUCUUGAAUUGUGUGUACAACUAAUGGACGAAGGUGAAGUGAGUCAAUUUCGUGCUAAGACACGUAACGGAGAGUGGCUUGGGUUUCAGCUCUACCUAGAUGAAAUAGUUUCGCAGGCCCCUACGAUGCCAUGCUGGGAUAGGGCAGAAGUGAUCACAGUGAGCAAACAACUAAAAGAGCAGGGUAUUUCUCUAUAUCGAGGAAAACGAAUUAUUGAUUCGUUCUACUUUUUUGGACGAGCAUUAAAAUUAUUGAUUCCCUUGGAAGUGCGGCUUACGCAUGAGUUGGCCCGCAACCCAGAAAACAAAGAUGAAGAAACAAUUCGCCUCAAAGACGACAUUACCUCUCUCGUGGCCUCCAUGUAUAACAAUUUAGCUGCCUGUCAGUUAGCGGUGUCUCAUGACAGACAUGUUGUAUAUCUGUGUGAUCAAGUCUUAGAGAGGACACCAACCGAUCUCAAAGCUAUUUAUAGGAAGGCAUCUGCGCUUUUUGGUUUAAAGCAAUUCCAAGAUUGUUUUGAUGUGGUUAAAAUUGGAUUGACACUGGACCCUACCAAUAAAGCCAUUGGGACUUUAGAAAGACAAGUAUUUGCUGCCUGCAAAGAACAGGAGAAAACAUUUGCACAAGGAAUAAAAAAGUUUUUCAAUUGAAAGUUGUAAUAUUUGGGACACCAUUGGAUGAAUCAGAAAUGUUUAAUUAGUUCUCUUCCUCUUCUUCUUUUCUUUCACUGUGUGUUGGCUAUUUUCUAGGAUUUCUUCUUUAGGUUUCUUGAGUCCAGAUGUUUGACACAUUAUACCUUCUAGGUCUGCAGCACAGUUGCGUAAUAUUCCAGAAAUAAAACUAUUUAGAAGAGUUCAAAGGUAAUAAAAUUUUGCCACCUUACCUUUCCCAUAAA
Molecule: messenger RNA, 1133 nt
Organism: Daphnia carinata
Lineage: Eukaryota; Metazoa; Arthropoda; Branchiopoda; Diplostraca; Daphniidae
Gene: Bdbt
Product: FK506-binding protein-like
Exons: 2
Coding region: 1-888 (295 amino acids)
Molecular function (GO): protein binding
Source: RefSeq, a predicted model, not a curated record